AUGGGCUGUUGUUCAAGUUAAAGACAUAGCGCAAGAAAAAAAACAUAUUUUACUACUAACAUUAGAACAUUUUAUAGAUUUGGAGCUGUGCUUGGAAAGGGAUCUUUUGGGACAGUAAAAGUAGGAUAUAAAGAUGGACCUGAUGGAGAAUAAGUUUAUGCCAUAAAGACCAUAAAUAAAGUGAGAGUAGCUGAUAAAACAUAAAUGAUUUAAGAAGAGUUUGAAAUAUUGAGGAAAAUGGAUCAUCCAAAUAUCGUUAGAUUCUAUGAAAUGUAUGAGGAUGACAUGUUUAUUUAUUUUGUUAUGGAACAUUGUAAAGGAGGUAAUUUACUUGAGAGAGUAUUAUCAAAAGGUAAAUAUGAAAAAUAAUUUUUAGGCAGUUUUGAUGAAAAUAAGGCCAGCAUUAUAAUGAGAAAACUAUUUUCAGCAAUAGCAUAUUUGCAUAGUUAAGGUGUUAUGCAUAGAGAUUUAAAACCAGAGAAUAUAUUAUUAUCAAAUGAAAAAGAUGAUGCAGAAAUCAAAAUAAUAGAUUUUGGUUUAAGUAAGAAAUUAAAGGAAUCAGAUAAAGACAGAAAGAAAUAAUUACAAAGGAAGUAAAGUUAAGUUGGUACUCCAUUAUAUGUAGCUCCUGAAGUUGUCACUGGAGUGUAAUUAAAUUAAAUUAUAAAUUUAGAUAUAAUUAGAAGUGUGAUGAUUGGGCAGUUGGUUGUAUCAUGUACAUAGUAUUGUGUUCUGAACCACCUUUCUUUUCAGAGCACUUAAAAGAAUUACUUUAAAAGAUACAGUUUAAACCACUAACAUUUCCUUAAGAAGAAUGGAAAGGAAUUAGUUAAGAUUGUAAGAAGAUAGUUUAAGGAUUACUAUAAAAAGAUCCAGAGAAAAGAUUAACUUGUUCAGAAGCUUUGAAUAGUGAAUGGGCUAAGAAGGCAUUUCGUAAACCAUUACAAAUAAAAAUAAAUUAGAAAUAGGAGAAUAUUCCUUAAUCUAAUGAUUGCACUCCUAUUAAUACAUCAAAUAUUUAAGGAUUAAAAAGAUAUGCUAAGAGUAAAUAAUUCAAAAGAGAAGUACUAAGAAUACUUAUUAAUUAAUUAAAUGACAAAUAGAUUGAUAAAUUGAGUUAAAAGUUUAAGGAAUUAGAUAAAGAUGAAGAUGGAUUUAUUACACCAUAAGAAUUAUCUUAAAUAAUGGCUAAAUUAGGUUUUGAGACUACAAAAAAUGAAAUUGAAUAAUUAAUUCGUAAUAUGAAUCCUGAAGAGUAGUAAGCUUUGUAGAUUAAGUAUUCUUAAUUUUUAGCUGCUACUUUAGAUUUGAAAUAAUAUUUGAAUAAAGAAAGAUUAUGGAGUUUAUUUCGUUAUUUUGAUGUUUAAGAUAAGAAAUAUAUAACAAAAGAGGAUAUAUAACAUGCUUUAAAGAGGGAAGGUAGAGAAGAGAUGGCUUCAGAUAAGAUUUUAACAGAUUUGAUGAUGCAUGAUGGAAAAAUGACUUAUAAAGAUUUUUGUUAAUUAAUGCAUGAUGAUAUGGAGAGUGAUUAAUUCUUUGAAUAUUUCGAAAAACUGUAUGCUUCACCUGAAAAGCAUAGAAGUAUUAGUAAAACUUGA
This is a messenger RNA of Paramecium pentaurelia, 1598 nucleotides long. The record is from the annotation of a GenBank genome assembly. NCBI's taxonomy places the organism in Eukaryota, Ciliophora, Oligohymenophorea, Peniculida, Parameciidae.